This is a messenger RNA of Ananas comosus (pineapple), 2634 nucleotides long. RefSeq names its product probable inactive DNA (cytosine-5)-methyltransferase DRM3. The record is from RefSeq and is a predicted model, not a curated record. Gene Ontology annotation, cellular component: nucleus. The transcript has 11 exons. Gene Ontology annotation, molecular function: methyltransferase activity. Lineage: Eukaryota; Viridiplantae; Streptophyta; Magnoliopsida; Poales; Bromeliaceae. Bases 291 to 2381 code for a protein of 696 amino acids.
AAAAAAAACCCUCUCAGUCUCCUCUCCCUCUCUCUCUCUCUCUCUCUCUCUCUCCUCGAAUCCGAGCUCGCAAUCCGAGGUUCAUCGGAUUCUCCACCUCCUCCUCCUCCCUUUUUCUCUCUCUCUCUCACCAUUCCCGAUCAAAGCUUUUUAUCGCAGCGCCCCUUCAAAUUUUUUUUUUUCAUUUUUGCGACCAUUUUUUCUGUGUAGUACGAUCUCGAACUAUAAUCUACUUUCUCGACGAAGGUGCAUUUGGAGAAGUUAUUAGAGGUGUUAGAAUCAACAUUGAGAUGGUAUACACGGGGAUGGUAAAGGUAGAAGAUUGCGAAGAAAGCAGUGAAGCUGCUGCUGCUGCCGUCGCUGUCGCCGUCGCCGUCGCCCCUGCUGAUAUUAUGGAUCAAAAACCUCUGCCUGCUCUCGGUUCAGCUUUGCAGCCUAUUACUAGACCAGUAGCUUUGCGGCCUAUUUCUGGACCAGUCGUUGUAAAAGAGGAGAGUUUCGCGAGCUCAUCUUCAGGUCAUCUAAGGUCUUAUUUUAUCAGUAUGGGGUUUUUGCCAACUCUUGUUGACAAAGUGAUCAAGGAAAAUGGUCAAAAUGAUGCUGAACUCAUAUUGGAUGCUCUCAUGACGCAUUCUGCUCUUCAGAAGUCAAGUCCCCGGUCAUCAAGUUCUCUCGGAGGCUUUUCUAGUCCUGACAUAGAGGAAGAUGGUAUACAUGUUGAUUCUCUUCCGAAUUGUAAGGAGGAACCUGAGGAGCACUUUGAUACUGCUCGAGAUAAGAAGUCCUAUUUAUUAGAGAUGAACUUUUCACAGAAAGAAAUUGAUUUCGCAAUACAUCAACUAGGUGAAAAUGCUUCAUUGGCACAACUUGCAGACUACAUAGUUACUAUUCAAGCAGGAGGUUUUGCAGAGGAGAAGGAAAUAAUAGGAAAAGACGAGGGCAAUUCCGAUGAAAAGCUGUUUGGAAUGAUGGACAAGACACUAUGUUUACUUCAAAUGGGCUUCACCGAAGAGGAAGUGUCAUCAGCUAUUGAUAAUUUUGGUCCUGAAGUUUCAGUUUUGGAGCUUGCUGAUUCUAUCUUUGCAAGUCGAAUGGCUCAUAAUAAAGAACAGGAUGUAGGGUAUGGAACAAGUAGCAUCAAAAGAGAAUGUGAUUAUAUGGAUAAUGGAACUACGGAUUAUCCAGGGCACUAUACAUCAAGUUGGGAUGCCAAUUUUGAUGAUUAUGAAGACAAGGCAAGAAUAAAGAAAGCUAAACACGUCAUGGUUGAUGACAAAACAGCUUCCUCCAGUAUUAAUAGGCCACAAUCAAACUGGGACAAGCCAAACCCAUAUGGCAUCAAAGAGGAAACACCCGGAUUUAUCUCCACAUACCCCCGGCGACAUGCUCAGGGACUCGCGCCCAAUGUACCCUACUUCUUCUAUGGAAACGCCGUCGAUAUCUCAAAGGACACAUGGCGAAAGCUCUCACAGUUUCUGUAUGGCACUGAGCCAGAGUUCGUAAAUACUCAGUUCUUCUCAGCUUUGAUUAGAAAAGAAGGGUAUAUUCACAACCUUCCCACAGAGAGAAGAUGCCAUAUACUCCCAAAGCCACCUAUGACCAUUGAAGAUGCAAUUCCACAUACGAAAAAGUGGUGGCCUUCGUGGGACACCAGGAAACAGCUGAGCUGUAUUAAUUCUGAGACUGAUGGGGUAGGUCUGAUUUGUGAACAGCUUGGGAAGAUGGUGAUGGACUCGCAUGGAAUGCUUUCGAGGGAACAACAAGCAAAUGUUCUUCACCAAUGCAAGACUCUUAACCUAAUUUGGGUGGGCGAAGACAAGUUAAGCCCUAUCGAGCCACAUCAACUCGAACGCAUCUUGGGUUACCCGCUGAACCACACUCGGCUUUGGGGUUUGGAAGCAGUUGAUAGGCUUAAAGCACUCAAAUACUGCUUUCAAAUAGAUACAGUAGGCUAUCUUUUGUCAGUAUUAAAGGGCAUCUUUCCUGACGGAAUCAGGGUUUUGUCGGUCUAUAGCGGAAUCGGGGGUAUAGAAAUCGCCCUUCAUAAGCUCGGAAUUUUUGUCAAGUGCUUGGUUUCUGUCGAAUCAUCCGAAGUCAACCGGAAAAUCUUGAGGCGGUGGUGGAAUAACACGGAACAACCUGGUGAGUUGAGGCAGGUAGCAGGUAUCGGGAAGUUGACUAUUCAGAGGCUCGAGGAUUUUAUCAGAGAAUUCGGCGGUUUCGACAUUGUUGUGGGAGGGAAUCCAGGAACUAGUGUUUCGCAAUCGCCUAGCGGGCAUUCCACUUUAAAUACCGCAAUGGGAAUGGACUCGAACCUUUUCUUUGAAUUCGUCCGCGUUCUUCAGAGAGUGAGAAGCAUAAUGGGCAGUAGAAAUAAUUGAUAGAGAACCUUCGGAACGUAGGCCAUUCUUCCAAUGGAGGAAGAAAUUGUAUAUUGAAUUCAAAUGCAUAUUUUACUUGAGCAUUACAUCUCUGUAAUAUUUGUCGUCAGAUUUUCGAGUACUAUUUGUUCUUUUAACCAUUUAGAUGCGCGUAUCGACGAAACAUCGGUUACCUUCAGACAACUUCCUUGGUGGCUUUGGUAAAUGAUGAAAUUGAUGUUCUUAGAAAUAAAAAAAUAUGUAUGCAAUCAAA